Oryza sativa Japonica Group (Japanese rice) is the source of this 996-nucleotide messenger RNA. RefSeq names its product disease resistance protein PIK6-NP. The record is from RefSeq and is a predicted model, not a curated record. Lineage: Eukaryota; Viridiplantae; Streptophyta; Magnoliopsida; Poales; Poaceae.
AUGCCGGGUAACAAGGUGUUGGAUCUUGAAGGUUGCAAGGGCUUGACUACCAGCCAUCUGGACAAAAUAUGCAAGAUGUUUCAUUUGAAGUUCUUGAGCCUGCGCAAGGCACACGUCAAGAAGCUCCCGUCAGACAUUGGAAAGCUGCAGUAUUUGGAAACGUUGGACAUAAGGGAGACCAAUGUGCAGGAGCUGCCACCAUCAGUUGCAGAUCUCAAACAAAUGGCACAUCUACUUGGGAUUGGGAUCUGCAAGAGCUCAGCUGGAGCACUUGCAGACAUGCACAAUCUCACCAAGCUGAAGAAGCUCAGCAUCUAUAACGUCAAAGACUUCGACAGCAAGAACCUGAGUCAUGAAUUGCUGUCUGCCAUCGAGUACCUAACUGGCUGUUCGCUCAAGUCUCUUGCAAUUGAUGAUGGUUUCACCGGAUUUCUUAAUCUGAUGGAUUCUCUAUCCACUCCAAAAUACAUCCACACACUCGAGCUUUCAGGCGAACUACCCAGAGUGCCUAAAUGGAUCAGUGAGCUACAAAACCUGGAGAAAUUGACUUUAUCAUUGACAUCACUGAGCACAGAUGCUUUGUUUAUCAUUGCCCAACUUCCCGUGCUCUUCUCCCUUGCGUUUUCGGUCAGUGCAGCAAGCCAGGACCACGGUGUCAUGGAGAUCCUGACGAAGAACACGAUGAAUUCAGGGGGGAAAAUCCUCAUCCCUUCUGACGGAUUUCACAGCCUCCAGCUGCUCCGUUUCUCGGCACCGUUACUGCCACUGCUAAGCUUCCUUGAUGGCGCGAUGCCGAAGCUACAGAGGCUGGAGCUGCGGUUUAGGAUCUUGGAAGGUGCUCAUGGUGUGGAAAACCUAGCUAGCCUCCAGCAGGUGCUUCUUAGAGUUAGCCAGCAAGCUCCUGAAACUACCAAGGUGCAGGUGUCUGAUAUCAGAAGUUCAGUCAGCUUGCAUCCCAACAGACCUACGGUGGUAGUUGAUGAAUACUACGGGUGA